GACGGAGCGCAGGCGGCCAGGCGGCGUUGUGGGGAACAUCACGAUCGGGUCUUUGCCUUGGGGCCUAAUGCGAAUCCACUGAACAAUGAAAAAGUCAUGAGGUUUGAAGGAAUUGGUGAUAUCUUAAGAAAGCAAAGGACCGAAUGGUGAGAAGUGUGGCUGAACCGAACGCUAUCCCUCAGCUGUCCGCUUUGAAGAAGUGAGGAGUAAGAAAGGCUUCUGAAAAACGUAGCAGAAUACUUAUAAUGGCUACGUUAUUUUAUCGUUUUAGUGUUUAAGUCGGAAAAUUUUACCUCUUUGGGACCGCCAAAUAAGCAUUUAUUGUUUGCUUGUUCAGAUAACUCUUCACAUUCUCAAGCUAAAAUGCAGCCACCUUUUUUUGGAAAAGUUAUGGAGCCCUGUGUUUGGAUGCUGCUGGUCUAAAGACCUCCUCUGCCAGACCAUCUUCCUGCCUGCCUGUCUGCUUGCCUGCCGUAAUACAAUUUGGAACGUGACGGCUUCCAUUUUUAUAUCCAAUGUCAGGGAACAGUUACACACCUGUUACCUACUACACAGGUUGUCAAGAUGGCAAUGUUUCACCUAUUCAUUCCCAGACGGGUGAACCAAAAUCAGUUCAAGUUCUUGACAUUAGUCAACCUAUAUCAUAUGAGUCUUUUACUUCUGACCCACGACAUCUAUAUAUGAGGCAUCUAGAUCCUGUGUAUUCCACUAUCAUGAGAAAAGAUGAUAGGAUGGAAAGAAAAACGUGGGACUUUGAACCUAGCCCUUUGGAUAGAGAAAUAAAACCAAUGCUUUCUUCAUCACAUAAUCCAAUUAAAUUAGAACCAGACCGAUAUGACCGCCAUGAUUUGGAAAGUUCUUGGUUGGAAAAGCUGCCCUAUGACCCUUCCAUGGCAAGUCGUAAUGAUACAAAAUUAAGUUUGAAUACCAUUCCUAUAUCACCGUAUUUGCAAGUGGCCGAACGAUUUGUCAAUGAACUGAGUGAUCCUAAAGAUUCAUACGUUGAUUCCCCUGUGGACACAGGAAGUCAUUCUCAAGUAGAGAUGAGCAGUUUGCUACCUGUGGUAUCAGAGCAGGUUGGUCUGGCAGAGGACAUAAGCGUCAGUCCCAGAGGUGAUCAUGAACACAGACCGGGGCUUGAGGAAGAUGGAAGUAAUUUGACAUCAAAUUCAUAUCCAAUCAGUUUAUAUGCAGGUGUUAGUACAGGCACACCCUCUGUAAAUUCUGAAGCUAGUGUCAUAGUAUCAACUAGUAUCCAUAUCAACAGUUAUGGACAAGAUCUUGGUCAAGAUGCGUCACAAGAAUUGAGCCCUAACUCAAGCUCUAAUACAUCUCUUCAAGAGCCACCAUUAGACAGAUUUGCUUGUAAUUCAUGUGAUAAAGUUUUUGUGAACCGGAACAAGUUAUCUAUGCACAAGCGAGCUCACCGAAAGAAGCACAAGGUACAGCAGAAAGCUGUCACUGAUGCAUCAAAUUCAGGAGAAUUGAUGGGAGAGAUUAGCACUUCAUCUCAAGAUCAGAAGCUGUCAACAGAUAAUGAUGGUAGUUCAUUCAUUUGUUCUACAUGUGGUCGUGGUUUUCGACUGAAAAUGGCAUUAGCAUGUCACAUGCGUUACCAUGCUGAGGAGCGUACCUAUACGUGUAAUGAUUGUAAUCUGACCUUCUCUAGCCGUUGGGUAAGAAGUCCUCAGCUUUGUGACAAAUGCAGACAUGGUCCUGGUGCUAAACCUGUUCCAAAACCAUGCAGGUGUGAACGUUGCGGUAAAUGCUUCAAGGAUGCCCGCUUACUGCGAGACCACACACGAUCCCACACGGGUGAGCGUCCAUUUGCCUGUCAAGUUUGUGGGAAAACCUUCGCUCAGUCAGGUACAUUGUAUCGCCAUAAGCAGGUGCAUAGUGACAGUAGGCCAUAUCGUUGCACACAGUGUAACAAAUCAUACAAGCUGAAAGGCCAUCUCACUGUGCAUGUCAAAUCUCACACAAUAUAGUCCGCUGUCAUUUUUGUGGUUUUGUUUAUGAUUAGAGUACCAUAUUUAUGCUGUGAUUGUCAGCUAACUAAACUGUGAUUGUCCAUUACUGUAGAAGUUGAGCUGUGAUUGGUAUUUGUUGAGAAAAUGUUGAUGGGUGUGUGCCUGCAUCACUGGUGCUCUUCUCUUAUACAUCAGGCAGACUUAAGUAAGAAUUUUUGUCACUUUGGAAAGUCCUCAGGAAUUGGAGUUUUCUUGUCUUUGCUUUUUAUUUUCAUUUUCCAUGUUUUUUUCAACUUUUCAUGCCAUGGGGACCAAUUGGGAGGUGCUGCUUUAGGCUUGCAUAGGUCACUAGAGUGUUGGAUAGAUUCCCAACCCUUUUGAAACUAUGCCAUAGAUUUGUAAAUAUUAUAUUCCUGGGCAAGAAAUUUUGGUCACCUGUGAAGUUUUCCUUUCUAUUUUGAUUUCUUAUUUCGCUUUUCUCAUUUUUCUUUGUAUAGUAAUUUACUACUUUUUGCUUUCCAUUUUCAUCAUCUUAGAGGUAUGUUGAGAAAGGGAGAAAAUAAGUUACCUGUAUCAAACCUACUUAAAGUAAAAAUCUGAUAGGUUGAAGAGAGAAUGCUCAAGAUCUCAGUCUAAGAGCUGAUGUUAGUGCACUAGUGAACAGGCUGUCACCAUACAGCAGUCAGGGAGGCCAUAUUUGAUGUGGUCAUUGAUAGAGGAUCUGUGAUGGUUAUGGUUACCGUUAAGGUUUAAAUCUUCGGCCAACACCAUGGCGAUGUAGGCCUGUGGCCUGUGAUAAUGUUCCACAAAUUUUGCUGUGAAGAGAGUAAGUCAUAAGAGGUUGAAGCAGGAUUGUGAUAGUUAGUGUAUUGCUGGCUAACAAAAGUAUCUUUUAAAAUAAUGGCCAUAUUCUAUUAAACAAGUCAAAGCUGUUGUUUUCCAGCAUUAAGUAUUCCAUUCAGGUUAAAUUUGGGAGGUUUUUUAAAAAAAAAAUCUUCUUCUUGUAACAUAAACCUAGUGAUCUAGCUCGAAGAAUUCAUGGGAAGCUAACGAGAUGAAAUUUUACAACAUGACGUUGUAUGCACUUUGCGUAUCAGAUAUUUAUAAAUUUAUACCAUAAUGUUUCUAUGUACAUUGAACUGUUUUUGUUGGUAUUUUUUUUUUUUUUUUUUUUUAAGGUGUUUUUCAAUUGUGUGACAAGGGAGAUUCCCUUUACUGGUCAUUUUUGAGCUUUUCUUCUUUUUCAGUAGUAGUUCAAUUUUAAUAUAAAAUCCAAGAGGGAACAGUGUCAAAGUCUUUUUGACAUGAUGGGUAUGGGAUUGAAAAAAAAUCUUUUAAUAGCAAAGACUGGUGUGAAUUAUACACAGAGUACAUUUUAAUAUGGGGCUAAACUGUUUGCUCAUUUGACAUAAUAUUUCAGUCUUUCUGAUAUAAUAUGUGGCCAAACUUUCUCUGACUAAUUUGAACACCAUACAAGUUUUUUGGCUCAUGUGUGAAGUACCUAGGCUUGUUGGAAUAGUUUGAAAUUAACAUUAAUGUAAUAACUAUGUCAUUGAAGAUUAUUAGCUUUCACUUUGUAAGCUAUCAUUCUACCUUGAAGGGUACGCUGUCAGUUAGCAAUAUUUUACCAAAAUAGCUUGUUGAGUGAACGCCUCACCGGUUUUUAUUUUCUAAUAGGUUUUUAAACAAAUGUAGAAAGUUUUACUGAAUCUGGUAUGCCACUCAAUCUACUGUUCUGGAAAAUUAGUACUGAUUGAAACCAAAAUAUGAAAUAUAAAAACAAAAACUAAAUUUCUCAAUAAAAAAGACAAUUAUAUUACAUCUGUGUUGCCUUGUCAACAGAAUCUCUGUUCUUUACUUGUGUCUCAGGGAUUACAGAUUUUCCAAAACUUUCACCUUUAUUGAGCUACUUACAGUUUUUCAUACUAACAAGUUUCUUCCUUUACUGAAAGUAGUUUUAAUUUUGUCUUAUUAUUUUGCUAAAAUAAUUGAAGUAGACCAUUUAGGCCUUGGAAUCCUCUAUUUGAUUGUUGUGAGAGAAUGUACAAGAAGUACCUGUGAUUUUAUAUUUUUUUUCCUACUAGAGCUGUUUUCUUUUUAAUUUUUCUUAAGAGAUGUAGUGAUGUAUUUACAGGGAUAUAUUGGGUCACCCUUCCGUGGUUCAUCUCUGUCAAUGUUGUGAAUAAUAUGAUGUCAAGCAUAACAUAUGUAUCAGCCCAUUAUAUCCAUGUCGAUGUAUCUUUGCUAAUUAUGUUGUAUUGUCUUUGUUAAAAGUUUCCUUUUUUGUUAAGAAGUUUAACUAGCACCUGACUUUCUUUGAUCUUGGAGUAGGGCUACCAUAAUCUUUGAUGUUAUGAAUUUUAUCUGUUUUCUGAAUAUUUCUUUUUUUUAAACACUUUCCCUUUGCAAACUUUUAAAUUUCCAAAUGUUGGUUUAUGAUUCAUCUUACAAAUGAAAGGAUUGGAUUGCUUUGAAUCUAUACCCUCAAGAUAAUCAAUGAUGUUGCAAUGUUUGACCUCUUUGUGCUAUAUAUAGUAUGAUUUUCGAGUUAGAAAGAAGUUAUUGUGACCCCAUUAGUGAAAACAGUAAACAGUAAACUUAAAGCCGCCAAUGAUGGGUCGACUUUGUUCGGCAAACACUCUUGCUUUUUGUAAAUCUUAAAUCCACCUUUGCAAUAGUCACAAUUUCUGAAAAUAUUAUAUCUUUAAAUAUUUUGUGUUGAAGUUAUUGUGACCUCAAUGACAAAAUUGUGACGUUUACAUUUCUUUCAGGUUUGAAUAUGACAGCUUCCCAUCCACAAUGCUUUGUAAUGUUUCAAUGGGUCAAUUUGGUGUAGGCAUUCUUCCUUUGACUAUUUUAAGGCGUGCUUCAUAUUUCUUUCAAUUUUUGCUCUAUUCAAAGAAAAACAUUUUCUACAAGAUAUUGGCUGUGUCAAAAUAUGCCACAUUUGUGUGAUAUUUUGGAUUAUUCAAAUGUAAGGACCUCAUUUUUUAAAAAGAAAUAUUGUUGCCUAUUUCACAAUGCUACUUAGUCAUGCACCCCAAUUUCGGUUUAAGUAAAUAUUACUGAUGAAAUUUUGGAAACAUAUCCUGUGACAAUUUCUAGUAUUGUAUGUUCAAUGAAAAGUUCACAAGGAAGGCAUUGUGAAGUAAAUGUUUUGCGUUCUAACUGAAUGUGGUUAUCUGAUCUUCUCUAUAUCUUCCUCUUUCUUUUCAUUUUAGAAUUCACAUUGUCAGUUCGGGUUACACUUAUUUUCAUGUUGUUUUAUUUGUAAAUGCUUUCAAAACCUAAGGCCUGUUGAAUGCGGCUGUGUUACAAUGUGGGCCUCACAAAAAUGUUCUAGGGGUGCUUGCAAACGUUUAAAAGAAAGAAAACCAUUCUUGUGAUUUCUUAUCUAAAUUCCACCAUCUGAGCAUUGUCUUCUCCCACACCCACUUCUAAAAGUAAAUUUUACUUACAGUCCACCUUUUAUUAAGAAUAAGAAAAAAAUUGUAAUCAAAACUUUUCAAAACUAGGUGAAAAAAGAUUCUUCUUGAUGAGAAAGUGCACAAUUUUACAUACGGUGAAAGUGGGUCACUGUGUUUGUAUUUGGUUAUGGUUUGGGAAUGGCUAAGGAAGGUGUGGUGAAAAAUAAAGGCCCUCCAAGCCAAAAUGUUAGAAGCAACACAUUUUGCUUUACAUCACAUGUCUCACCUUAGAACUUGCAAUGCUUUCACAGUAGCUGGUUAUUGGAAAAAUAUUGUUUAGCUAUUACUCAAAAGUUAUGAGUGCCUACAUUUUUCUCUAUGAAUAUUAAGGCUUAGGCUUAUUGCAGUAGCUGCAUAUCUUAUCUAUAAAGUAAGAAGAAAAGAAUGUAAAAAAAGCUGCAUGUUUUAAUUAGACUCCUCUUUUAUUUUACUGCUCAAUGUGUUGUGCAAGCUUUAAAUCAAAUUUAUCCAUAUUACGUUUUUAAUACCUCAUAGUAGAAAUGCUUCUUAGUCAUGAACUAUUUUAGGUGCUUUGUUUUGUUAACCAGUUAUUAGUGUGAUUAUUCUAGUACCUCCCAUUGCUUUUGUUGUAAAUAAUCAAGGAUUUUCAAAACCAAUCUACUUUGUUACUUUUAGUUGGUAGAUUUAUUCCUAGGAUCAAAGUGCACGAGCAAGGCCUUAUACUUGUAGCUAUUUGCUUUUUCUUGUUUUGCUGGAAGUUAGUUUAACUGUGGAGAAGGACUAUACAAAUUUUAAGAUUGAAAUAUCAGAGGUAGUACGUAUUCAACUUGUAACUACUUUGCCUGGAUAUUGUUGAGACAUUGUAAAUAGAUAGGUGUGCAAAACUUCCAGUCAAGGCAUAGUUAUCUAAUUUUCCCCACAUUUUGUAACAGGAUAGUUUUUGAACAGUUGCCAAAAAAAAUAAAAAAAAAAAUCUAUUGAGCAAAUGGUGAAAGUAUACAUGUGCUGUGGCUGUUCUAUUUUUUGGUGGAUGAAAACCCUUAAAAAGUGCUAAUCGAAUUUUUGUCUUGUGUGCUUGUAAAAUGUGAUAUGCUAUUGUGUUAAUUCUACAUCUCUCUGUGGGUCUAUUUGCCUAUCCAUUUCGUUGCGAAAAUAAAGAGAAUAAAUGUCAAUAGAAAACA
Messenger RNA from Frankliniella occidentalis (western flower thrips), 6579 nucleotides. RefSeq names its product zinc finger protein 37. The record is from RefSeq and is a predicted model, not a curated record. NCBI's taxonomy places the organism in Eukaryota, Metazoa, Arthropoda, Insecta, Thysanoptera, Thripidae.